UUUUUUUUUGUUUAAUUAUGACGUCAAACAAAGAGAAAAUACCAAGACAUGCGAGAAUUUGAUUGGUUCAAUUGCGAAUCUUUCAUAGCAACCGACCGAAGCACAAAACAAGGUGGAAAUGCAAGUUUGGGUAUAUUAAUAACAAUGGCGAAGCAACGAGAAAAGGAUCCUGUUAAUAUUGUUCAUCAAAAUGCAAUACUCUGCGAGACCAUUAAAAAGGAAGUUAGAAAUCAAAAGCUGUACACGAAUUACAGCGUUAAUCCUUUUAAAAAAAUGUAUACACUGACUGGAAAGCCAAAUUCAUAUCAUGACUCUGCAGAUGGAGAGGAAGAUGAAAACUUUUUAAAGAUAAUUCAUCGAGCUUCUCAAGAACCUGUAAAUAAAUAUCUCCAUCCUCAAACUGAAGCACAGGAAUAUGGAUGGAUGCAUAAACCAUUGGUGCGUCAUAACAGAGAAGACAAACGACUAAAUUUCCCUCGUCAAAACUCUGAAAUUACAAAAUACAUGGAUGCUGCAUGGAGACUAAAAGAACAAACUGAAAACUUGCAGUGAACCUAAUGUAUUAAAUAUGUAUUAUUUUUCCACCAGAAUAUUUUUUCUGAUCAAUUUUUUAAUGGACCAAUGAUGAUGCGCAAUUUGCAUUACAAAGAAAAGUAACUGUU
This is a messenger RNA of Ciona intestinalis (vase tunicate), 662 nucleotides long. Lineage: Eukaryota; Metazoa; Chordata; Ascidiacea; Phlebobranchia; Cionidae. The record is from RefSeq and is a predicted model, not a curated record.